Cordyceps fumosorosea ARSEF 2679 is the source of this 1419-nucleotide messenger RNA. RefSeq lists its product as hypothetical. The record is from RefSeq and is a predicted model, not a curated record. The transcript is spliced from 2 exons. The coding region runs from base 1 to 1419 and encodes 472 amino acids. NCBI's taxonomy places the organism in Eukaryota, Fungi, Ascomycota, Sordariomycetes, Hypocreales, Cordycipitaceae.
AUGGAUACCAUCCGAUUCCUAGCCCAGUCCAAGUUCUCUGACUACGAUCGCUUCCAGAAGCGUGAUUUCCACCAAGUCCACUCCUCGGUGCUUACUGAUCAGGCCAACAUCGCCGCAGCAGGCGAAAAAUUCCAGGAGUCAGAGUCACGAGGCCAAAUAAAGCCACAGCUUCUAACAAUAAAAGCCUCCAUGAGUGGGGAGUCCACCUUGUCGCUUCAGGAAAUGGACGACGAGCAUAUGCUCAAGCAUCUCAGUCUACCAGAGAGUCAAGGACCCGGUGCAUCGCUGUCCUUGAUAGUGGUGCCGUACAACACACAGAAUUGGUCAUUCGACACGAGCAAAGCUACCUUUCUCAAGCUCUUUGAGCUGUGCGCCCUCGAUCCGGCCGCCCUGGACCCCAUACGGUACCCGGCCUGGGGUAUGCACAUCUUCCGCCAGCCCCAUCACUGCGCGACGUAUUAUCUGGGCAGCGUCCUCGGCAUCAUGUGCUGGUCCUUUGAUCCGAGGACGGCCACGACGCGCGGCAUCGUCGUUCCCCGAUCGACCCUCGACACCGGUCACGCCAAGGAUACUCUGGCCCGCCUCGUCAAGCUGCUCACCCUGCAAAAGGAGCACAUCCACACGCCGCACACCCUGACCUUUGUCCAGUUGAUAGAUCUCGUCUCGACAGUGGAGGAGCUGCUGUCGCGGGAUUUGACAAAACUGGCGCAGAUCGAGCGGAUGACUGGGCACGGGCUGUGGACGAGGAGCCUGGAAGGACCCGAGAAAGAGUCGGACCCAUCGCGGGAGCUCGCUUGGCUGAAGGAGGCGUCAAAAGUCAUCGGAAACAAGUCCAUGAAUAACUCCCGCUAUACGUAUCUGCUAGACAUUGUGGAAGCGGCGGUUCGCGACGUGAGAUUGGACGACAAACUGGCCGAGGGCGUCUACCGCGAGACUGGCCCGGAGCAGCAGCAGUACACCCGGUACCAGUCGGACGCCAAGUACAGGCUAGAAGCUUUCCAAAACCUAGAGCGACGUGCAUCGAGGCUCCGACCAUCACUCAUUUACCACUCGAGCAGGUUCAGCGGCCAGGCGACCGUGAUUGCCUCUCUCAUCUCUCACGCAGAUGCCAGGACUGGCAUGAAAAUAGCCGAGGCCAGCAUGGAGACGGCAGAAGCAGCAAGAAAAGAUGCCUCUGCGAUGAAGACUCUGGCGGUCAUUACCAUGCUAUUCUUGCCGGCCACGUUCCUGGCAGCCGUGUUUGCCAUGCCGUCGCUUCAAUGGGAUAAGGACGAGGUCAUUGGGCCGCGUUUCUGGAUUUUCUGGGCCAUAGCAGUCCCCUUGACAGUGGUCGUCUUCAUUGCGUGGUUCGUCUUGAAUCGCCAGACAGGAGUGUCACGGCGCCCCGAGCGUAAUGUCGCUUCUGUGGGACCAGUUUGA